CGUGUAGACACGCCCCUCAAAAACCAGUCUUUAUAGGAUAUCUCAUCAACGCGUCGUAGAAUCCUCGGCAAAGGGCAGACAAGUGGAACUACGACUGAGAAUCCAAACUUUCAGAAGACUUUUCAUCUACCGAGCAGCUGAUGUUCCAACAAGUUCGACCAAAAGAGUGAGACAAAGUCAAGGCUUCUUCAAAACCACCCGCAUAACUGUGGGAGCGCUCGAGUAACGUCUCGCGAUAGAAACUCUUUAAAAAAAUGACUGCUUUUUGAACGAUAUUAUCACUGGAAGAUUCAAGAACUGCUGACAUUUUUGAAAGUGAAGAAGAACACCUCUCAAUAAUAGUUCACCCACCGGCACAAUGGACUCCGGAAAGAAAAUAACCUUUCCGCUGUUGAUGAGUGUUGGAACAGCUGUGAUCGGCUCGCUGCAGUUCGGCUACAACACGGGUGUCAUCAACGCUCCUCAAAAGAUUAUUGAGAACUUUAUCAACAACACAUGGCUCGAACGCUACCAAGAGCCCAUCACCAAAAGCUCCCUCACGGCCAUUUGGUCCAUCUCUGUUUCAAUCUUCUCUAUUGGAGGCAUCUUCGGCUCAUUUUCAGUUGGACUCUUUGUCAACCGCUUUGGAAGGAGGAACUCCAUGCUCAUGGCUAACAUUCUAGCCUUCAUCGCAUCUGCUCUGAUGGGAUUUUCAAAGAUGGCGAGCUCAUGGGAAAUGCUAAUCAUUGGCCGUUUCGUGGUCGGCCUUUAUUCCGGCCUCUCCACCGGCUUCGUGCCCAUGUAUGUGGGCGAGGUCUCCCCGACUGACCUGCGGGGCGCCCUCGGCACGCUGCACCAGCUGGGUAUUGUCGUUGGCAUCCUGAUAGCACAGGUGUUUGGUCUGGAGGUGAUCAUGGGCAACGACGAGCUGUGGCCGCUGCUCUUAGGCUUCAUCUUCAUCCCGGCUAUAAUUCAGUGUGUCCUGCUGCCUCUGUGCCCAGAAAGUCCUCGAUAUUUACUUAUCAAUAAAAAUGAAGAGAACAAAGCUAAAUCAGUUCUGAAGAAGCUCCGAGGCACCCAUGACGUGAGCUCUGACAUGCAGGAGAUGAAGGAGGAGAGCCGGCAGAUGAUGAGAGAGAAGAAAGUGACAAUCCUGGAGCUUUUCCGCUCGCCGCUCUAUCGUCAGCCCCUCCUCAUCGCUGUCAUGCUGCAGCUGUCCCAGCAGCUGUCUGGUAUCAACGCUGUUUUCUAUUACUCUACGCUAAUCUUUGAGAAAGCCGGAGUGGCGCAGCCUGUCUACGCCACCAUUGGAGCCGGUGUUGUUAACACUGCUUUCACUGUUGUGUCUUUGUUUGUCGUUGAGCGUGCAGGACGUCGGUCUCUUCACCUCCUGGGUCUGUUGGGAAUGGCUGGAGCUGCUGUCCUAUUGACAAUAGCCUUGGCUCUGCUGGAUCAACUUAGCUGGAUGUCCUACGUGAGCAUUGUGGCCAUCUUCGCCUUUGUGGCCUUCUUUGAGAUCGGACCAGGUCCCAUUCCUUGGUUCAUCGUGGCCGAGUUGUUCUCACAGGGACCCAGGCCCUCAGCCAUCGCCGUAGCCGGCUUCUCCAACUGGACGGCCAACUUCAUAGUGGGAAUGUGCUUCCAGUAUGGGCAGGAGCUGUGUGGUCCCUACGUCUUUAUUAUCUUCGUCGUGUUCCUGCUCCUCUUCUUCAUCUUCACCUACUUCAAAGUGCCAGAGACAAGGGGGCGGACGUUCGACGACAUCGCUGCCGGAUUCCGUCAGACAGCCGGCGGGGGAGGAGAAAAGCACAAUCCCGAGGAGCUCAACAGCUUGGGAGCCGACUCUCAGCUCUAAACUCACAAACUUUUCUUUAAGAACCCGCUGCAGACCAAGAGCGAACUUCAAAGGUCUGUUUACCAUGACGUAGACAGAUUGUUUAGGAUCUUUUUCACCUCGUCACCACAUUUCGGGAGUCGCCAGCAAACGCGUGGACACAUCGUGACAUCUCCUGUAGCUCCAGAACAGAAGGAACUGGAUGGGCACCGAGUGCCAGUUUGGAUGCAAGCAGAGAGAGGAGCUGAGACAGAGAGUUUUUAAACAAAGUAUUUUUUAGAAGGAAAAGGUGUCUGCAUCAACCAACCCCAUUUUUAAUGUGUCUUUUUCACUGUGUCUUUUACCAAUCUAUAUUUCUAACUUUUUGUUUUCUGUUACAUUACAGGGUGUUUGUUGUUGUAGGACUACGUUAAGUUUGCAAAAACUAUUUUAUAGAUUAUACUGUAAUACUGCAUCACUGUAGACUCACACUGUAGAUGCUGCACAGUCUACUGCUUUCUCUCUUGGAGGAAAAGACAUUUUUAUUUGUACUUACUGACUGCACAAACUGUGAUGUUAUUUGCAGAGAUAAUCUGAACGUUCUCCACCCCAAAUUCAACGUUUUUGUUAAAAAUGUUUUACUCCAUUUUUAGAGAACGUUUUAUUCCAGUCGCAAAGAAUUGUUCAUUCCUGUAUUUUAAUACCAUUCCAAAAUCGGACAUUAGUUGUUGAAGAUGGGGAGCUGGAACUCAUUUUUACAUUUUCUUAGAACAUUUUUAAUCAGAAAUACAAAGUAACAAAGCAUGAAAGAAAGUCCAUUUUAGGUCAAGAAAGAGACUGUCGCUGUUUCCAGUCAGGAUCUGUUCUCUGAACGUGAAGCAGAGAAAUCCUGCGGACCAAAACGUCUGCUGGCCCUGAGGAAGACUCCCAUCGUUAUGAACGGACGUGUCAGGAGCGUCGGCUGAAAGCCCAGCAAGUUUUUAGAAAUGUAUUUUCAGCAAGGAGCCGUUUCCAAAGCUGUGUUUUUAAAGCUCAAAUGUGCAUUGUUGUGAUGCUAUGUCACACAAGCUGCUGUGUUUCACUGCUGUAUCCCAUGUACCCCCCCCCCGUCCCUUUUGAAUUCCUUCUCUUCAAAAUAGUUGUCUUUUAAGCAGCACUUUAUUUUUCUGUUGGGGAAGAGAGCGCUAAGUUUGAACCGCCAGGCGGCUGAAGUGCUGCUGAUGGAUUACUCUGUUCUAUCUAUUGAUGGGGAAUGUGUGAAGUGAGUUCACAUUUUUCAAUAUCUUGUGCAAUUAAGUAAACAUGGGUCAUGUUCUGAGUCAGAUCCUUUUAGAUAGAGCAAUAGAGCAAAAUCAUUCCAGAAUUGGCUGGUAUAUCAUUUUUAAAAAGCACUGGAACUUCACUUUGUGCCUUUUUUCACAGAAUCACCAGCAAAAUCAUUCAACUGCAGUACAUGCACUCCCCACAGACCGAUGUGGGUCGCUGAUGUCGAAACGGUCAUGUUGAUGUAAAUACAUCCAGUCUUCUUGGGCAUUGACUUCUGUAUUUGUGACGUUUCAUGGUUGAGGAGGGCUGCAUCGAAGACACGAUUGUAAAUAUGAAACACAGGUCACCCACUCCACACAUAGCAAAUAUUUAACUUUGACAUGUGUUUUGUGUAUUUUUUAACUUCAUAGAUAAGUUAUUACAAGUAUAUUGCUGUAGGUCUUCACAUGUGUAAAUACUGACACCGUUUUUUGUGGUGUUAGAUUUGUACAUGAAAGAAUUUGAGUAUGUUGUAACUCUAGUUCACAAAACUUUGUAAUUAUAUUUGCUAAAAACCAGAUGUAUGUGUGGUGUUGGAACAUGAGUCUACGGUGAGCUAUGACUUGGGCAAUGAUGUAAUGCAGAAAUGGUUUAGUCACUAAAUUAAAAAGUAAAUACAAACGUC
Messenger RNA from Oryzias melastigma (Indian medaka), 3722 nucleotides. RefSeq names its product solute carrier family 2 member 1b (gene slc2a1b). Gene Ontology annotation, cellular component: basolateral plasma membrane; apical plasma membrane. Gene Ontology annotation, molecular function: hexose transmembrane transporter activity. The record is from RefSeq and is a predicted model, not a curated record. Bases 359 to 1834 code for a protein of 491 amino acids. The transcript has 10 exons. Gene Ontology annotation, biological process: monosaccharide transmembrane transport; response to insulin. Lineage: Eukaryota; Metazoa; Chordata; Actinopteri; Beloniformes; Adrianichthyidae.